This is a messenger RNA of Solenopsis invicta (red fire ant), 1038 nucleotides long. RefSeq names its product TM2 domain-containing protein CG10795 (gene bisc). The record is from RefSeq and is a predicted model, not a curated record. The transcript has 3 exons. Lineage: Eukaryota; Metazoa; Arthropoda; Insecta; Hymenoptera; Formicidae. The coding region runs from base 172 to 729 and encodes 185 amino acids.
GCCUGACUAUCGUCAAUCGUCAUCGGAGUAGUCGGAGCUGGAGGCUUUGACCAGCUUUGACGGACGUUUAUAAUCACGAGGAUGCGGUCGUCCCGUGAACGCGGAGCUGGUGGAUGUUAACGAGCGACGUCGCGGUGGUUGCCGGGGUAACGUCGCGUAAAAUGAGACGGCAUGUCCGAUUCGGCGCGACUUUUUAGCGGGCUGCUCAUCCUCCUGCCUGCGAUUACGCUAUGCGGAGGCGCGGAUACAUACGAGGUUGACUGCAACAACCUGCGAAUGGGGCAGUACAUCUGUCCGCAUCCCGAUUACGAUUUCAUAGACACGAAGACGCAGCAACCGCGCGGCUGCACCAAGGAGAACAAGGCCAAAGUGUUAUGUCUAGCUGCUGAUGGCCUUAUCUGUAUAGAAACGAAGAAUAAUACGUUCAAGAAGGAUAUACCUUGCAAAUGGACAAACGGAUAUUCCUUUGAGACGUCUCUACUGCUGUCUAUAUUUCUUGGUAUGUUCGGCGCGGAUCGGUUUUAUCUUGGAUAUCCUGCUCUGGGCUUACUCAAGCUGAGUACGCUGGGGUUCCUCUUCCUUGGUCAAUUCGCCGAUGUGAUUCUGAUAGCCACGCAAAUCGUAGGACCGGCGGACGGUUCGCACUAUGUGAUGCCAUAUUAUGGUGCUGGAAUUAAUAUUAUAAGGAGCAAUAAUUUUACGUAUAGAGUGCCACAAUACGACUGCUGAGAGUAACCAGCAUAUCCCGAGCAUACGAAUGACGACUGUUCUAAAAAAAAUAUAUAUAUAUAAUAAUUGUAUAAUGUCUGCUUCUGCCGCGAGCAACGAUGUAUAAAUCCUAGAAAAGUAUCCUAUUUAAUUAUUUAUAUAUAUACAAUUUAUAUUUCAAUGUAAAUUAAUCUCUGUAUUCUAUUCUAACGGAUAAGUCGAACUUGUAGAUAUUAAUCUCUCAACGAAAAAUAUUGUAUAUAAAAAUUUAUUAUUAAUUUAUGCAAUGCCGAUAAUGUAAUUUAAAUAAACUUCUGUUUUUAUUUCUAA